UUAAUCAGCCUGACUGCUGAAUUUCCGCCGUCCGCUAGCAUCACUUCAACAAGCUUCCUGACACUAGCGCUCAAGUGGGCCGAGUUUGACUAAUAUCAGGAAGCAGUGCAUCAUCCUUAUUAGAAAACGUGAACAGAGCAGCAUAGCGAGGAUGGCUGUCACCGAUGAACAAAUUAUCGAACGGCUGCGGGCGCUGCUUGCGGAAAGCGAUCUGCAAACGACAACCGAGAAGAUGCUGCGUAAGAAGCUUGAAGAGGAGUUUGAGAUGGACAUGCUAGAGAAAAAGCCCCUCAUACGACAGGAGAUCGAGCGGUACCUGGAGGAGCAAGGGGGUGAUGAGGAGAGCGAAGAGGAUGAGGAAGAAGAGGAAAUCAAGGGCAAGAAAAGGGUCGGCGGCUUGACGGCUGUGUGUUGGCUGUCAGAGCCGAUGCAGAAGUUCGUGGGGGAGGAGUCUAUGGCACGGACACAAGUUGUCAAGCGCCUAUGGGAUUACAUCAAGGCUAACAACCUACAGGACCCCAGCAACAAGCGCAACAUCCUGUUGGAUGACAAGCUGCGCACCAUCUUCACCCCGCCGCUCACCAUGUUCUCCAUGAGCAAGCAGCUCAGCAAGCACGUCAAGCGGUUAGAGUCCAACCCGGAGCCCCGCUCCGCCUCCAAGUCCGCAGCCGCUGAGAAGCGCGCCGCCAGCAGCGCCGACGCCAAGCCCCAAGCCAAGAAGAGCAGGGCGUCUGGGGCCGGCGAUGGCGAGGAGGGCGAGGCCAAGAAGCCGAACAACUUCACGAAGCCGGUGCGGUUGAGUGCGGAGGCGGCGGCAUGGUGCAAGCAGGAGAGCAUGCCGCGGCAUGAGCUGACCAAGUUCUUCUGGGAAUACGUGAAGGAGCGCGGCCUGCAGGAUCCCAAGGACAAGCGCUUCGUCUUGAGCGACGCGCAGCUCAAGAAGCUGACCGGGGAGGACCGCUUCAAUGGUUUCAGCUUUGCUAAGCUUAUGGCGAGCCACAUCUUGAAGGAUUAGAGCGUGUCUAGGCUAGGACUGGGCGGGUACAGGUAGUAUGGCCAUUUUGGGUCUCAGCGUUCAUAGGUAGCGUAAGCCGACGCCCUGUGUGCUGCAGCAGGUCCUCUCGCUACAGUACUGGCUUGUGAGAUUUCGUCGUAGCCUUCCUCCUAGCAAUGACAUAUGUAUGGAGUCUAUGGAGUCUAGCAGGUGCCACGUUAUAACGGCACCUGUAUGAACAGUAUGAACGGUAUGACGGUAUGAACGGCGGUAUGCAUGGCCGAAUAUCAGUUCUUCCUCUUGGCGAACAGAGUCUGCGUUCAGGAUAUGUGUUAUGCUUCAUGCAUGUGUGUAACAGCGGUGUGUGUAUCAAUGGGAGGUAUGGGGUGAGGCAUACGACUCGUGGCAGGGGCAGGCGUUUCCUCGGGGAGGAGCCAGGCCUAGCAGUAGGAUAGGGUAAGGGGUGUGAGGCCUUGGGAGCCCCAAUGUACGACGAUAACGUACUGCUAUGGUGUUAGUGCUUGGACAAGUUCGCGUGCUGUCCCAUUACCGUGCAUAACAGUAUAGGACUAAACGUUACAC
Molecule: messenger RNA, 1576 nt
Organism: Astrephomene gubernaculifera
Lineage: Eukaryota; Viridiplantae; Chlorophyta; Chlorophyceae; Chlamydomonadales; Astrephomenaceae
Source: the annotation of a GenBank genome assembly